Messenger RNA from Fusarium falciforme, 882 nucleotides. RefSeq names its product Endo-chitosanase. The record is from RefSeq and is a predicted model, not a curated record. NCBI's taxonomy places the organism in Eukaryota, Fungi, Ascomycota, Sordariomycetes, Hypocreales, Nectriaceae. Gene Ontology annotation, molecular function: chitosanase activity. Bases 1 to 882 code for a protein of 293 amino acids. The transcript is spliced from 4 exons.
AUGUUGUAUCAAAGCCUCGUCCCGCUGCUCCUCGCCUCUUCGGUCUCUGCGCUCCAAGUCCCCAGCAAUGUCCGUACAUUCUACAACCAGCUCAAAGCCAAGGGCACCUGCACCAACAAACUAGCCACCGGCUUCUUCGAUUCCAAGUUCGACGAUGGCAAAACGUCAUAUUGCGGUGAUCACCUCGAAGACUAUGGUAUCGUCUACCUCCAAGGCGAGGGAGGCACCUUUUCAAACAUGGACGUCGACUGCGACGGCGCUCAGGGGGGACCUCAAGAUGAUGGCCGUUGCGGCGAGUCGACAACCACCAUCCCGACGACGUCUAUCAAGUACAUCAUCGAAGGAUACAACGUCGGCAUCAGCGACUUGAACCCUCACGAACACUCGUUCGUCGUCUUUGGAAACUCAGGCACCAAGCCUGGCUGGAAGACGUUUGACCCCCGUGAGGUCGGCGUGCAAAAGGCUAGUCUCAUGGCAGUUGUCUGUGGAGACAAGAUGUUCUACGGCAUCUGGGGUGACUCCAACGGCGACCACGGCGAUCGUCCCAGCGUCGGCGAGGCAUCCCUCUCUCUCGCAACGGCCUGCUAUGGCAAGGAGAUGCAAGCAGGCACAGGCUCCAACACGAGCCACGACGAGGAGGACGUCCUAUACAUUGCCUUCACCGGCGCAGAUGCUGUUCCAGGCGCCAAGGGAGCUGCCUGGGCUGCAGGCAACUUUGAUGACUUUCACGCCAGCCUGGUUGGACUAGGCAACAAGCUCAUCAAGCGCAUCGGUGGUGGUGGAGAUGACUGUUCGUGGCCUGGACACUGUGAAGGCGCUUCUUGCAAGGUCGCUCAGGACUGUGCCGAUGCACUCACUUGUGUAAACGGUAAGUGUGCCUAA